UCAAUGACCAUGUUAGCAUAUUGAGCAAAGAGUCAAGUAUAAUCAACUAAAUUAUUGCAUAGAUAUAAGUUAUAAGCAUGGCAUCUAAGCAACAAAAACAAGAGCUUGAUGAAAGGGCAAAACAGGGAGAGACUGUGGUCCCUGGUGGAACUGGUGGCAAGUCUCUUGAGGCUCAGGAGCAUCUUGCUGAAGGAAGGAGCAAGGGAGGGCAAACAAGGAGGGAGCAGUUAGGAACAGAAGGAUACCAAGAGAUGGGUCGCAAGGGUGGAUUUAGCACCAUGGAAAAAUCUGGAGGAGAGCGUGCUGAAGAGGAAGGCGUUGAGAUUGAUGAGUCCAAGUUUGUCACCAAGAACCUAAACAAGUAUCCUGAAUAUCAGCAUAUCGAAUCAAAGUACAACAUGUUGUCCCUUCUUAGUUCAAACAGUAUACAAGUUAUAAGCAUGGCAUCUAAACAACAAAACCGACAAGAGCUUGAUGAAAGGGCAAAACAGGGAGAGACUGUGGUCCCUGGUGGAACUGGUGGCAAGUCCCUUGAGGCUCAGGAGCAUCUUGCUGAAGGAAGGAGCAAGGGAGGGCAAACAAGGAGGGAGCAGUUGGGAACAGAAGGGUACCAAGAGAUGGGUCGUAAGGGUGGAUUCAGCACCAUGGAGAAAUCUGGAGGAGAGCGUGCUGAAGAGGAAGGCGUUGAGAUUGACGAGUCCAAGUUUACCACCAAACCAAAACAAGUAGUAUCAUCAUCUUAUUAUAAUCCUAAUCAUGUAUGCUAGCUUCUAAUGUAUGUGUGCUUAAUUUAUUAGUACUAGGUAGUGAAGCUUAGGGUUAAUAUAUAACAAGGUAUUUAGGUCCAGUGUCUAGAGUUCUCUAAUAAUAACUGCUAGCUAGCAUAUAUUGACAGGUUAUGCUUAUUAUUACUAGUGCUUCAGUUGUUAGCCUUUGAUAGUAGGAGUAUAUGGUUUGUCUGUAAUGAUGUGUUUAAUGAUGUAAUGACAAAUCUAAUAUUUUCCUUUAGAGAGUUGAAUCGUGGUUUAUGUUGUA
Arachis ipaensis is the source of this 1035-nucleotide messenger RNA. Its product is annotated as em-like protein GEA6. Gene Ontology annotation, cellular component: cytosol. Lineage: Eukaryota; Viridiplantae; Streptophyta; Magnoliopsida; Fabales; Fabaceae. Gene Ontology annotation, biological process: response to abscisic acid. The record is from RefSeq and is a predicted model, not a curated record.